Molecule: messenger RNA, 1467 nt
Organism: Colletotrichum phormii
Lineage: Eukaryota; Fungi; Ascomycota; Sordariomycetes; Glomerellales; Glomerellaceae
Exons: 3
Coding region: 1-1467 (488 amino acids)
Source: RefSeq, a predicted model, not a curated record
AUGAAGCAAGUCAACAUCUUCACCGCGGCCAUGGUGGCCUACAUGGCCCAGCUCGUCGCCUCAGCAGCCACCGUCGCAGACUCCCAAAAUGUCACGGCCCCAGACUUCAUCGGCAAAGCAGCCACAUCCCAACCCCUCCGCCCCAAAGAACGCUUCUCCCCAGACGCGCUCCACGCCCACAUUGACGGCGGCAACACCCGAAGCGACGACUACAUGGGGCCCCUCGGCGUCUUCUCCGUCGCCUCCUCGGCCGCCGUGAAGACAGGCUACAUGUUCUGGGAGAACAGCACGAGCCUCCUCGUCGCGAUGGAGUGCGUCUUGUCCCAGGCGCCCAUCGGCUUCUGCCUCGCGGCGGUGGACCCGGAGACCAUGGACGUGUUGACGCAAUGGACCGCUCCCGCGGGCCGCACCGCCAUCUCAAAUGACUGGCAAGUCGUCGACAACCAUGUCAUCAUGCCCACCCUCGAAGGCUUCAUCAUGGAGAUCCAGCGCUUCGGCACCGGCGCCUCCACAACCUUCACCCAGUUCGUCGCCACCCCUGCACCUCUCGUCGGUCUCCAGGGAACCAACACCACCACCGUAGGCUACGUCCAGCGCGACGGCACAAUCUUCAGCGCGUCCCUGGACAACCAAAUCGUCGAGAACGGCAUGGCCGUCAACGGGAAAAACAUCUACUUCAUCACAGGCCCCUCCGGCUCCGAAGACCACGCCGACGCCAGCGGCCACUUCUACGCCUUCCAAGCAGACACUGCCAACGGCGGCGGCGUCAUCGCGGCCUGGAACGAGACGUACCUCGCCGGAAGCGGCGUCAAGCCCGGCGGCCUCUCCCGCGGCUCCGGCGCGACGCCGGGCUUGCUUGGACAAAAAUACGUCGCCAUGACGGACAACGCCGACUCCCAAAUCAACCUCAACGUCUACCGCCAGGCGUCCGCCAUGACCGAAGGCCAGAACUCGAGCUUCGUCUGCUCCGUCCCGCUCUUCGAGCCCGGCGCGAGUCUCAACGAGGCGUCGCUGACGACGCACUUUGACGGCACGACGUACAGCGCCAUCAUUGCCAACUGCUACAACUCGCCUUCCUUCCUUGACGUCAGCGACGACGAUGUCAACGGCAGUUUCAACAACCUCACGCAGGUUGCUACCGGCGUCGCGCGCGUGCGUGUGAAUGCUGAUGAGAGCUGCGAGCUGGGUUGGGAUCUGCCUAUUGUCGCGACCAUGGUUACUCUGUCGACGACCAACGGGAUCCUGUACGCGUACACGCAGGACCGGGAGCUCGCUGUGGGCGGGGAGUAUGUGUGGUACAUUGUAGCGUUUGAUUAUGUUUCUGGCCAGGAGAUUUGGCGCAAGAGGGUUGGUGCUGGUGGUGUGUACAACCCUGGCCCGUCGCACCUUCAGCUCGGUGCGAAUGGAAGGAUUUACGAGGGUAUUGUUGGUGGUGUUGCGUGGGUUGAGGAUUCUCCUUCUGCUUAG